CCACAUCACGUCCAGUAAAUAUUUUACUCUACGUAUAAUUUCAGUCAUAGAAGAUGGUGAAGCUAGUCUGCGUGUUUGUUGGUCUGGAGGAAAGCUUGUUCUUUGUGAAUAUCGAUGCGAAUGAGUCGGUGGGUUACCUGAAGGAUGCGAUCAAGGAGAAGAAGCCCUGGACGGUCACUGGGGUAGCUCGCAAACUCCAUCUUUUCCUUGCGAAGAAGGACAGCGCAUGGCUGGACGCUACUGGCGUAACGGCCGUAGAGCUCGAUGCAAAUGGACAGCUGCAAGGCUUCGAGGAGAUGAGGGCGACACGAUGGAUCCGGAACGCCAUGCACUUUGGAGAGGGGUUUCACCAGGAGGAUGGUCAGAUCCAUGUGCUGGUGGUGGUACCGAAGGAUUAUCUUGAAUGAAGAACCCGGAGUCACGUCGUUCGGGGAAAUGGGCGCAUAAUAGCUGAGCCUCUGCGGGAGUAAAGUAGACAGAUCAACGAGAUACAAGCACAACAACUUACUGACUUU
Messenger RNA from Phytophthora nicotianae INRA-310, 515 nucleotides. RefSeq lists its product as hypothetical. Bases 54 to 407 code for a protein of 117 amino acids. NCBI's taxonomy places the organism in Eukaryota, Oomycota, Peronosporomycetes, Peronosporales, Peronosporaceae. The transcript has a single exon. The record is from RefSeq and is a predicted model, not a curated record.